AUGGGCCCCGGCAGCCUCCCACCACGGGCCCCGGCAGCCUCCCACCACGGGCCCCGGCAGCCUCCCACCAUGGGCCCCGGCAGCCUCCCACCACGGGCCCCGGCAGCCUCCCACCACGGGCCCCGGCAGCCUCCCACCAUGGGCCCCGGCAGCCUCCCACCACGGGCCCCGGCAGCCUCCCACCACGGGCCCCGGCAGCCUCCCACCAUGGGCCCCGGCAGCCUCCCACCACGGGCCCCGGCAGCCUCCCACCACGGGCCCCGGCAGCCUCCCACCACGGGCCCCGGUAGCCUCCCACCAUGGGCCCCGGCAGCCUCCCAUGAGCCCCGGCAGCCUCCCACCAUGGGCCCCGGCAGCCUCCCACCAUGGGCCCCGGCAGCCUCCCACCAUGGGCUCCCACGGGCCCCAGCAGCCUCCCACGGGCCCCGGCAGCCUCCCACCAUGGGCUCCCACGGGCCCCGGCAGCCUCCCAUAAGCCCUGGCAGCCUCCCACGGGCCCCGGCAGCCUCCCACCACGGGCCCCGGCAGCCUCCCACCACGGGCCCCGGCAGCCUCCCACGGGCCCCGGCAGCCUCCCACCAUGGGCUCCCACGGGCCCCGGCAACCUCCCACCCUGGGCCCCGGCAGCCUCCCACGGGCCCCGGCAGCCUCCCCCGGGCCCCGGCAGCCUCCCACUUCCCAAAAUUGAGCUCUGUGUAA
Molecule: messenger RNA, 699 nt
Organism: Centropristis striata (black sea bass)
Lineage: Eukaryota; Metazoa; Chordata; Actinopteri; Perciformes; Serranidae
Product: proline-rich protein 2-like
Exons: 2
Coding region: 1-699 (232 amino acids)
Source: RefSeq, a predicted model, not a curated record